CCAUGUCGCACCAGCCGUCGCCCGGUCCCUCAGCCCAUCUCCAUCCUUCCACGUAUCCGCCCCAACAACAGAUCCAGAGCAACACGCCUAGUAAUAGUAGUCAUACUCAGACUCAGCCCGGCGUCGGUCCUCAUCCCUCGGCGUCAAUGCUCCAAAACCAAAACCCGAACAUGGCCAUGAGUCGACAGAAACUCAAGUCGUUCACGCCUGGGAUAGGUAUCGCCGCUGGCGCCGAGGACGCGAAGUAUAAGGCUAAGUAUAAGGAGUUGAGAAAGAAGGUGAAGGAGAUCGAGGCGGACAAUGAUAAACUCGUGUUCAAAACUCUUCAGGCUAAGAGGAAUAUACAACGUAUGAGGAUCGAGCGCGCUAUCAUCUACGAGCGCCUCUCUGCUACAGCUCAGUACCAAAUACCGCCGUCCCACCAAGUCGCCGGACCUCCAUCCUAUCCAGGUGUGAGCAGGCCACACUACCCAUCUCGUGAUAUCCACGACCCCUACGUCGGUGGUCCCGGCGUCGUCAGCGACCCAUACGAUUCUCCCGGCGUCGAAGGCUGGUAUAGAACGCAGAGCGGUAGCGGGGGAGGAACGAGGCUCACCGCUGCUCUACCACCCAAUGGCUCGCCAUUGCACAUCGCCGAUCCGUCCAUCAUGACCACCCAUCCGGGCAUCGGUCCUACCGCCCAUUCUUCGAGACAUUCGUCCGCGCAUCCUUCGUCUCGUGGUGGUGGUGGAAGUCAUCACCAAUCGUUACCCUCGCUUUCUUCCAUCCAACAUCUCGAACCCCCCCGUCCACACGAACUCGUCCGCGUUUCCCAUCCCCACUCACCUCCACCACCCUCCCUAACCACCCUAACCUCCAACUCACGCGGCCAAUUCCGCGUCGGAAAUACUAUCGUCUCAGGCUACGAUGCUCCCCCCGAAGGAAUUCCAGUUCCUAUGGACCGUUACCAACCGCGUCCGCCUCCUCCGCAAGACUACAACAUCACACCUACUGCAGAAAGAGAACGAGAACGAGAAAGAAGCGCAAGUGGACGAUCGCGUCGGUCCGAUAUUCACGAGCUCACGCACGAACAUCAACCUUCCCCGGGGGUCAGCUACAUCCCCGGUCCACCCUCCGUCUCCGCUUCAACUGCAAACUCAACUCCCGCGCCACCGCCACCUCCAUCCGUCUCCGUCUCCGUCUCUUCAUCUCUCGCUCCCAGCAUGAGUCUGAGCAUGAGUGCCGGUGCCGGUGCUGGCGGUGGUGCUGGCGGUGGUGACAACCCCCUCUCGCCCACGAUCUCGCACUCCCAGGCAUCAUCCUCCGAAACCCGCACCGGCGGCGGGUCCGGCCACAUGCAUAGACACCAACGCUUAGGACCCGGCACGAACAUCAAUAACGUGCGGCCACCGGGUUACGAGGCGGAGUAUAUCGAAAAGGAGAGGUUGAGGGAGAUGAACGAUCGUGAGAGGGUGAAAGAGUGGGAAGUGGAGAGGGAACAGCGCGAGGUGAGGAGGGGUGGGAUCGCGGCGGGUGCGGGUGGGAGGCCGGAGUAUGAUGAGCGCGGACAUGGGCACGGACACGCGCAUGCGCACGCGGGCUCGCCUUCGUAUAAUUCUGGUUCGGUGCACGGACGUGGACGAGCUGGUGUACCGGGCGAUUCGUACGGCGCUGUUUCGCCUAGGUCACGUUCGGGGAGUCUGGUGAGGCAGGAUCCGAUGGACGAAGAGGCGAGGGAGAGGAUGUAUUAUGAUAGGGAGGUCAGGGAGAGGGAGUAUAGGAUCCUGGCGAGGGAGCGAGAGAGAGAGGAAGAAGAGGAUAUGAGGCUGCGUCGUGGGGAGGCGGAGUCGUAUGCUAGGGGAACGAGGGGAGAUGAUGUGGAUAUGGAGGAAGUGGGCUAUAGGCGCGGCGGUUCGCCUUGAACGUAGGGGAUUGAAGAUCUUGGAGAAAACGACUCGGGACGGCGAAGUCGAAGGGAGAUAGAGGGGUGACGUUCUUUUCUUGUAUCCAAUCGUGUUCUCCUGAUAUUUAUUCAUCCUUGUGUUCUGACCU
This is a messenger RNA of Stereum hirsutum FP-91666 SS1, 2031 nucleotides long. RefSeq lists its product as uncharacterized. The transcript has 3 exons. The record is from RefSeq and is a predicted model, not a curated record. Lineage: Eukaryota; Fungi; Basidiomycota; Agaricomycetes; Russulales; Stereaceae. The annotation marks the transcript as partial.